Molecule: messenger RNA, 1486 nt
Organism: Uranotaenia lowii
Lineage: Eukaryota; Metazoa; Arthropoda; Insecta; Diptera; Culicidae
Exons: 4
Coding region: 121-1239 (372 amino acids)
Source: RefSeq, a predicted model, not a curated record
UUCAUUCCAAGCCAAACCAUUGAACCCUACAGAAGGUUGAAGGUGGAACGAGCCGCGUCUCGUCUGGUGGUAGACUAGACAGUGUCUUUCGAACCCUUGCAGAGGUUAUUCGCCAGGAACAUGGAUACCGGUUUGCUGGAACGGGAACGGGUCCUGUUUAGGAUGAACGAAGAAAUUAACGCCAAAUCUCGUGGACUAUUCGAGCUCAACGAGAACGCCAGUUGGAUGACGACGAAAAGGCGCAUGAAAAACAACCUUCGAAAGUCGAAUAACGGAAGUUCAUCGGCGGGGGAAAUGACCGGAAAUGAGUACAAUGAUUCCGGAAACGACAAGGAGAAUGAUUUCGAGCGGUCCAGUCCAUCGGAUACGGAAACGGAUUUUAACGACAGCUCCCAGGGCGUGGAGGAUAAAUCGGUUACGACAGACAGUAGUGAGAAGGAUUCCAAUUAUUGUUCGGUAUCUUCUGCCGGUACCAAGGAAGAGUUACAGCUUGUCAAAGUCGGUGAUAAGAAAAUCAAUAAUAAGGUCGUUGCCAAGCAAAGUAUUAACAGCAAGAACUUCAACAAGAAUUUGGUUGAUGUUGUUCCGAAAGUUCUGGAGAAAAAGAACAUAAGCUCAGAGGGUCUUAUCAAAUUUCUAAAAUCAAAGGUUGCAAUAGUGCAAACCGAGCUGGAGGCCGUCCAAAAACAGAAUGAAGCAAACGUUAAGGAUUUGAAUCUGGCCUUGGAUCGAUUGAAGCAAAUGGAGCACAUGAAGGAACAGCUUCUAACGAAAAAUGCCGCCCUCGAGCGCACCGUCAAGAAAUUCGAAGAGCGCAAUUUGGAAAUGGAUAAAAUGCUCAAGGAAAAGGAAAUUCACGUAACAAACACCGCCAAAGAGCUGUCCGCUGCCAAGACCGAGAUUCGUUGCCUGACCCAGACAAAUCAAAGCCUGGAGAAAAAACUCUUCAAGGUCCAAGAAGACGUCGAGGGGCUCAAAAUCAAACUGGCCAUUGCCAACGAUGCCGAAAAGGAGACCCGAGAUGCGUCGCGCCAGGAAAGGUUGACCUAUGAGAAACAAAUUAAGCAAUUAAGAAGACAACGGGGUGAGGUGUUGGCCGACUACAAGAAGCUUCUGCUGGCGGUGGACCACAUGAAGAAACAGAACUUCCACAUGGACCAGACACGCCUGACCAGCGAUUUCGAGCGAGAUUAUUUCAGACAUUUGGACGAGGCAUCGACAGCUUCUUUCUCGCAGUGAAUGGCCCCUUCCUGGUGUUCAAUUUAUAACAAGCAUAACAACAUUUAUACCGGCAUCGAUUUGAUAGCACCCAUCCCGAGUUUGUGAUUAAUGUGUGAGAUUUUGAUCUAGGGAGUUUUUUUUUACUCUGAUGUAGAACAUUUCACCGACUGCUAAACAUUAGACUGAUUAGACGUAGAUGAUUUCCUAAAGUAACAAGAUUGAUUAGAAUCUCCUUCACCAAUUACAGCUAAGCCUAUUUAAAAUA